Messenger RNA from Colletotrichum chrysophilum, 1878 nucleotides. RefSeq lists its product as uncharacterized. NCBI's taxonomy places the organism in Eukaryota, Fungi, Ascomycota, Sordariomycetes, Glomerellales, Glomerellaceae. The transcript has 2 exons. The record is from RefSeq and is a predicted model, not a curated record. Bases 1 to 1878 code for a protein of 625 amino acids.
AUGGUCUAUGAUUGGGAUGCCCACGAGAAGCUAUGUUUCCAGCUAUAUAUCAACGAGAAAAAGUCCCUCGAGGACAUCAUGGAAUAUCUCAAAAUCCACCAUGACUUUUCGCCCUGUAAACGAGCUUUCCAGACGCAGUUUCGCAAAUGGGACUUUCCUUCGAAGCAGAACCCCGCAUACAAGAAUGAUCGGCUGGUCGCGCGGGUCAAGGAGUUGUGGGAGAGGAAUCUGUCGCAGACGGAGAUGCUGAGGGUGUUGAACGAGGAGGGGUUCGACAUUAAGAAGAGAGAGCUGAUCCGGGUGAGGACGAAGAAUCGGUGGCUACUCAAGGCUGCGAAUGGGGAGAGGGCGAAGGACGUGCCCGACCCUGAGCUGAGGCCGUCGCCCUUGCAAGAUGGCUUCGGGGGACACAACGGUGGAGGUACACCUGACACCUUGACAGACCACGAGGUUCUGGGAGCGAUGCCUGACGAUGUCGGUACGGCUUGGGAUCAGGAUAAUAACCGGAGGAAGAGGAGGCGGCUGAAGGCCUUUGAGAGUGCGUCACUGGAUGCACCUAUCGCUCCCCGGUUUCCGUCCGAGACUACUCUCGACGAGGCCAAAGUCAUACUGGGCCUGGCGAACGAAGUCUACCGACAGCUCCGUACCACGUUUGCGCGCCUCUGCGAAGAGUCAGACAUCGUCAAAAAGACCAUCGCCGGCCCCGACAGGUGGGAGGCUGUUAAGGAACGGUUGAUACAGGAGAUGCCACAGCUCCAGGCGGCCAUGUGGCAGUCCAGGGACAAUCACGAGUCCAAGAAACUGGCCCUUGACGUUAUUUGCACUGACAUUACGAAGCGUGCGAGGACGCUGGAGAAACGGAUCACUCUCGCGGAGGCCAAGAACAUACUUGGCAUCAAUCCCGAGGAGGCGAGAGAUGUGCGCACCGCUUUUGAGCAGAUACUGAAGGAUGAUGGUCUCAGCUCCAAGUCUGACGCCGGGCCUGCUCAGUGGGACAGCCUGAAGGGCAAGUGGGUAGACGGAUCGGACCUCAUUCAGCGCAUUCUCGCACUCGGGCCUGCGGAUCCCUCUCAUGCUGAGAAGGUGAGGGCUCUGGAUGUGCUCGCUCGAGACGUCAUGAAAAGGCUGCGAGACGACAUGUCGAGAAAGGACAAGCCAAAGAAAGGGGGCUCCACCAAGACGGGACGGCCGAAGGUGUCUGGAAAUCAGCACAAUCAGCAUGCGGAGGUGGCUCAGCCUCAGCUAGACAUGGUGGAGGAUAUACAGGGUAACACCGACCUGGUUGGCCAAUACGGAAACGCAGGACAAGUCUCGUCGAUGGGCCUGGUCCCCAGUUCCGGAGACAACCAGGCACAGCUGCUCAUGCCCGUGCCGAUGCAAGCCCAAGCCGCCGACCCUCUCGGCCACUCUGCGGCACGCAUCCUCUCCAAUGCUCUCCUCGGCCAGCCGAACAUGGCGCUCGACUCGCAUCUCGGGUCUUCCCUCCUCCUCGCCGCCAACGCGCAGGCAGCCUUCGUGGACCAGCAGUACGCGCAGCACUUCACGGCGGCGCAGUCCGUCUUCCAUGCCGCCCCGCCGCUGCCCACGACCGUGGCUAUCUACAUGCGCCUGCACCCGUCGUCGACGUUCGUGGUGAAUGCGAACCUCUGGAUCGCGACGCUGAGCUCGCACUCGAUGCAGGAGCUGCGGCACGUGGCGGCGAGCAAGUUCCCCGGGGCCAUUUGCCUGAGAGUUGAGGGGGUGCUGAAGGAUGGCAAGGGCGGGGAGAUGCCUUUACAGAUUGACCAAGAUCCGGAGCUGGCUGCGUACCUCGCACAUUUGCAGGGUGCCACGCCUACUUUCAACGUGCAGCUCGUCCCCGGAUGGAAGACUGGCUGA